AAGAAACCACUCCGUUCGCUGCUGAUGCGACAACUCUUUCUGACUUUCGGAUAAGCCAGUGAACAAAAGCAUCGGAUAUGUCAAGCUUAAAUAGCGCCACUCCACCCACGCAUACCCUGCAGCAGUAGCAGUAGUAGUAGAAGUGUAAUUAGCUAAUUAAGGAUCAUUAACAACUAAUGGAGCAGCUUUCGUUUCUCGUGCUCUAUGCACUAUCUCUCCCGCUGCUGCUGUACUGCAGUUGGAGGAUCUUCCACUCCCUGUGGUGGAAGCCGAAGGCGCUGGAGAAGCAGCUACGGCGCCAGGGCAUCAGCGGCAACCCUUACAGGCUCCUUUACGGGGAUAUGAAAGAAGAGAUAGGGGCCAUCAAAGAAGCGUGGUCCAAGCCCAUCAAUCUUACCCACCACAUCGUGCCGCGUGCCGUGCCGUUCAUCUAUCAAACGGUCCAGAGAUACGGGAAGACGAGCACUGUGUGGUUCGGGACGACACCGAGGGUGAUCGUAUGCGAGCCGGAGAUGAUGAGGGAGGUGCUGAUGGACAAGCUGGGGCAGAUCCAGAAGCCACCGGUGAACCCUCUCAUCCAGCUUCUGGCGAUGGGGGUGUCGAGCCUCGAAGGAGAGGAAUGGGCUAAGCGACGGCGGGCCAUCACCCCGGCUUUCCAUCUCGAGAAAUUAAAGGGGAUGAUUCCGGCUUUCCUUACCAGCUGCGUCGACAUGGUUAAGAGGUGGCAGGGCUUAGUAGCCAAAUCUAAUGGAUCUUGUGAGAUAGAUAUUUGGCCCGAGUUGCAGAAUCUGACCGGUGAUGUCAUCUCUCGAACUGCCUUUGGAAGCAGCUAUCAGGAAGGAAAGAAGAUAUUCGAACUGCAAAAAGAGCAAGCCGUGCUUGUCAUCGAGGCUGCGCGGGUUCCUUAUAUCCCCGGCUUCAGGUUUCUACCUACUGCAAAGAAUAGGAGGAGGAUGAACAUAGACAAACAAAUCAAGGGCAUGCUAAGAGAAAUGAUCGAUAAAAAGUUGGGUAUGAUGAGAAGCGGAGAAUCCAUCGGCGACGACUUGCUCGGCUUGCUGCUGCAGCUAAGUAGCGUGAACAACAACGAGGGCUACGGCAUCACAAUAGAGGAUGUAAUAGAGGAGUGCAAGCUAUUCUACUUCGCCGGCCAAGAGACCACCUCUGUGUGGCUCACAUGGACUUUGGUUCUCUUAGCCAAUCAUCCAAUGUGGCAGCGGAGAGCGAGGGAAGAAGUUAUUGCAGUUUGUGGGAGAAACAAACCUGAUUUUGAGUCCACUAGCCACCUUAAGAUCGUUACUAUGAUACUAUAUGAGGUUCUGAGGUUAUAUCCUCCGGUGGUCUCUUUGUUUCGUACUACGAUUAAGAAUACUAAACUAGGAGAGUUCGUCUUUCCGGCCGGCGUAGAUCUUUUGCUGCCGACAAUUCUUAUCCAUCACGAUAGAGAAUUCUGGGGUGAGGAUGCUGAAGAGUUCAACCCGGAGAGAUUUUCAGAAGGGGUUUCGAAGGCAUCGAAAGUUCCGAACGCAUUCUUCCCGUUCGGAUGGGGGCCGAGGAUCUGCUUGGGCCAGAGCUUUGCUAUGAUAGAAGCAAAAAUGGCUUUGGCCACUAUGCUCCAACAUUUCUCUUUUGAACUCUCACCUACAUAUGCUCAUGCUCCCUACACUGUUUUAACUAUGCAGCCACAACAUGGUGCUCAAAUCAUUCUACAACAAAUCGAAGAAACUUGUUAUUAGGAUUGUAAAAUUUCAAUGUAAAAUGUAUCUAUAGUAUCUUUCACUUUGUGUUAAAGAGCCCAAUUGUCUUUCUUAAUAAGAAAUGUACCUAGUUGAUGAUUGAGUUGUGGCUUUUUUU
Messenger RNA from Ananas comosus (pineapple), 1854 nucleotides. RefSeq names its product cytochrome P450 CYP72A219-like. The record is from RefSeq and is a predicted model, not a curated record. Bases 177 to 1736 code for a protein of 519 amino acids. Lineage: Eukaryota; Viridiplantae; Streptophyta; Magnoliopsida; Poales; Bromeliaceae. The transcript has 5 exons. Gene Ontology annotation, molecular function: iron ion binding; oxidoreductase activity, acting on paired donors, with incorporation or reduction of molecular oxygen; monooxygenase activity.